AUGCGUCGGACGACUCGCAGCCUCAUAAUCAACGCCGUGUUGUUCUGGAUAGUUUUGUUCCUGAUCCUCUAUGUCAACCAUGAUCGGGGAUCGACUACCAAGACCUUCGCGUGGUCUAGAAUCCACUACAAGACCUCCUCCACCGCUCUACCUGAGCCUCGUGGUAGCUGCCCCGGCUUGGAAGACAACUCAAAGCCCGCACUAGUGGUGGCAAGAGUUGGCGCCGAGGACCGCUCAUGGCUUGAUUCCCUGGCUGCAUUUUACCACCUGUGCGUGUACAGGACCGACCUCCAGGACGUGACCUCAUGGCAUCUGCAAGUGCCCGCGAACCGAGGCCACGAAGCCAUGGCAUACCUCACCUUCCUGAUCGAUAACUACGAACGACUCCCCGCAGCCGGUGCCGUUUUUGUUCACGGCUCGCGCUGGGCAUGGCACAAUGACGCCCCUGAUUACGACAAUGCUGCUCUUCUGGCGACUUUGAACGUCUCGGCUGCCCUCGCCCCGUUUGGAUAUCACAAUCUCCGCUGCGACUGGAGCGCCAGUACAUGCUCCCCCGCUGAGACUCCGGCGCAGGGCAGCCUGGAAACUCUGACGCGGUCCGUUCUCGAACCGUGGAACUUGCGCUUGGUGUCGGACAGAGCAUUACCACGUGCCAUCGUUGAUUUGUUCGGCGGCGACGGGGCAGAUGAGGGGCGAGGCUCUGCCCAGUUGUUUCUGGGACGUACGGAUGCCAUUCGGUCGCAGUGCUGCGCGCAGUUUGUCGUUUCCCGAGAGCGUAUGCGGCAACAUUCCCGUGACGAAUAUAUCGCUCUCCGACAGUGGCUGCUGGAUGAAGGAGAGCGUGCAGCACCGCCUGACGACCGCAUUGCCGGCCGAAUCUUGUCAUAUAUAUGGCACAUUUUGUUUAUGCCGCAAGGUGGAUCUGCUCACGUCGAUCUGAAUCAACUCAAUUUAUUGGCAUGCCCGCCGGCCAACGAAUGCUAUUGCCGCUUGUACGGCCGUUGUAAUCUCGACGGCUGCUUAACUCCUGGUCAUUGUCGCGGGCAGUAUGUCUUGCCGCCGGACUUUCGACUGCCGGAUGACUGGGCGGUGAGACAUUCAUAA
This is a messenger RNA of Fonsecaea erecta, 1104 nucleotides long. RefSeq lists its product as hypothetical. Lineage: Eukaryota; Fungi; Ascomycota; Eurotiomycetes; Chaetothyriales; Herpotrichiellaceae. Bases 1 to 1104 code for a protein of 367 amino acids. The transcript has a single exon. The record is from RefSeq and is a predicted model, not a curated record.